Molecule: messenger RNA, 981 nt
Organism: Saccostrea cuccullata (small rock oyster)
Lineage: Eukaryota; Metazoa; Mollusca; Bivalvia; Ostreida; Ostreidae
Exons: 8
Coding region: 1-981 (326 amino acids)
Source: RefSeq, a predicted model, not a curated record
AUGCAAUCUCCAGGCAGAGGAGGUAGAAAAAAGAAGGGAAGUCAAAUGGAGGUCAAAAACAGUGAUCAUGAUGAGUUUGCACCACCUGUGUGUGACUUUCAUGAUGGUGAAUCUGAUUGUGAUUUUGCCGAAAUGUUUCAUAUUUAUGAAUGUGACAGAGAUAUUUUGAACCAUCUAUAUUCUCUGCAAAGUGCUGAAAUUAUACACAAGCAUGUUUAUGAUGCCCACAAAUGCCCUGAGUAUAUGUUAAUAUUAUAUCGAAGUGGGUAUUUCACGGUUGAUAAAACCGUUCUAUCGAUGAAAAUAUGCAUAAAGCACCGUGAAGAGUUGGGGGCAAGAUGGAAAAGACCCAGGCGAACCUGUUCUUAUCCUAGUCAUCAGGGAAAGAUAAAAGCAGACAGAGGAGCCAGUCCAACGUUGUGCAAAGAACUGUGGUUAAAGACAAAACAAAUAUUACCAGUAGGGUCAGCAAUAUGCAAGAGGUGCUCAAUGGAACAUAAGAAGAAUGUCUCUCCAUCUUACAAUUUAGAGUUUGUGGAAGAACUUGAGUGGUGUGAACAAAUUUGUACAACAAUUAGAGGCAAAUGCACACAGUCAAAAUUUAAAGGUGAAUGUCUACAGUCGCACUUGGUGGAUACCCAAAUUGUUGAAAAUGAACAAGGAAUGGCAUUUGAGAUUCAGGAUAAAAACAGUAUGUACACUUGUAUGAAUGAAAAUAGUACAUCUUACCAUCAAUAUGGUCAUAGAGGUGUACCAUGUUCACAAGAAAUUUUCACAGGGAGUUUAACUACAGACAUGGAGUUUGAGAUUUCCUCCACAGGUUCCUGUACCCCAUCCCUACAUGUACCUUCUUCUCAGGACUGGUAUGAAAAGAACAAAACACCGAAAGAAAAACUAAAUGAAGCUUUGCAGAGACUUGCAGAACAAAGUCAUGAUCAGUCAGUCAGAAGCAUGAUUUCCAUGUCAAUGAAUGUAGUGUAG